Messenger RNA from Cercocebus atys (sooty mangabey), 10378 nucleotides. It is a transcript of the gene AFAP1, whose product is annotated as actin filament associated protein 1. The coding region runs from base 3069 to 5543 and encodes 824 amino acids. Gene Ontology annotation, cellular component: cytosol. The record is from RefSeq and is a predicted model, not a curated record. Gene Ontology annotation, molecular function: SH2 domain binding; SH3 domain binding. NCBI's taxonomy places the organism in Eukaryota, Metazoa, Chordata, Mammalia, Primates, Cercopithecidae. The transcript has 18 exons.
CUACCUCAGCCUCCCAAAGAGCCGAGAGUACAGGUGUGAGCCACCGCGCCCGGCUGCUGUUUCCAUUUUGUAACGCUAGUGUCACCCCAGUGUAGGGUGGCUAGGGGUAUUCUUCUUUCCUGUUUCCUGGUGUAUUUCCUCUACAGCAUUGAUCACUCUUGAACAUACUUUCUGGUUGUCUGUCUCCACCUACAAAAAUAUAUGUUCCCUGUUAUAUCACCAGUGCCUGGCAUGUAGAUAGUCAAUAUUUGUUGAAUGAAUGAAUGAAUGGGUGAAUGAAUGGGCUGAAAGAACCUUAUUCUUCUGUCACUUCACGCCAAAUGCUUUUGGAAAAUGCUAUGUGAACAGGGAUCGUGAGCAGGAGAGCUUACACACAUUGCUGUGGGAUGGCCCAUCAUCCUCAGAUACUUGUCUGGAAGGAGGUGGAGUACUUGAGUAGAAAUGAUACAAGACAACUUCUUCAGGAAAUCAGACCCAGUGUCAUAGCUUUUCAGAUAGGCGUGUGAUGUUUGCGUAUGUAUGUAUGAAGAGCUGUUGUGGCCUAGAAUCACUGGCCUUUAGAUCCCUUGUACAGAUAGAAAAGUAAAGGCCGAGGCCCAGGAGUGCUGCAGGCCACCGAGGUAGAGUCCCUGUCUGCCCUUCUCAGUGCCGGGUCCCUUCUCACUGCACUCCCCUCUUUACUGCUAAAGCCACCUUCCCUGACUCUGAAUAUGUAACCACGAGGGAGAAAAUGUACUCCAGGCUCACAGUUUGUGGAGAAAAAGCCCAGCAGCUGAAAAUCAUGUUCACAAAGUUGGUACCUAGAAAAAGUGGCCAUUUCUAUCAUGUCUUUAAAUUUCCCUGUUUCUCAUACAUUUUAUAAACAAGACAGUAGAAGGAGAUUCGGGAAUAGCAACUUUAGAACAAGGGGGAAAAAAAUCAAACCUAGAGCCUUCCAGUUUCUGUUUUCUUCUCAGUUUAGGGCUGAGGCACUUUAGCUUCCUGUCUAAGGGAUCACUCAAAUCUGAUUAGAAGCCAUUGUGGGCUGGUAAUUAUCUGUAAUUUUAGGAAGACAGAUGCAGCACUAACUCUGUUCUCUAAUAGCAGGCUUAUUAAUUUUAAAUUUGCAUAGCAGGAGAAGCAGAUGGCGAGGUGGGAUAAGCGUUCAGAUGCUUGGUCAUUGAUAGCUUUUUACUUCCACGUAUCACAUGGGGAUUUGGGACCCGGGAAGCCCUCCGAGAACUGAUGAUUAUCUGUCCCCUAACCAGCUGGGUUCUUUUUCCUCCUGACCUCAGAAAGAUUGCUCCUACUGCAGCCAGGGAAGACAGGCUGUUGACUGGUUAGAAAUCAUGGCAGGUUAUUUUCUUCACCCGCAGUUCGCAGUUGGAAAGCAGAGCUAUCAAAAAGUUGUCUUCUCUGUUGUAUUUCAAAUCUGGGUGUUUAAAAAAUUAUGUAAGUAAAUUAAGCAUUUCUUUAAUGGUAGUUGUGUGUGUUCUUGAUGCGAAUGAGAGGUGCAUUCCCUUGUAAAAUCCCUGGGACUUUAUAGGAAGAUGUGAGCCUUAGAACAGAAGUUGGUUUUCUAGAUGAUCACGUAGACAUGAUGCUGAACACCAGACAAAGAUGUUGAUUGAAGCGAUUUUAAAACAUUUUGUCUGAGUUCAGAUUUUACAUCAAUAUUUAGAAAAUCAGCAAAAGAACUUGGAAGAAUGUUCUCAGGCAUCCAGUUCAGCCCCCUGCCCACAUUGUCAUAAAAUCCGAGUGUGUGUACAGGGAGACACAUUCCUUUCUGUUCUCAUCACAGGUCCUUCCCUGGCUCUGCAGCUGCCCUCUUCCCUACCUUCCCUACCUUUUCCUACUUUUUCCCUCCUGUGCGGUUCUCUCACAAAGUGAAUGGCCUGAGCCACAGCUUCUCUGCAGCUGCAUCAGACUGUGGUGACAGGAGUGGUGGCUGCUGCAGGGCCUGCUGUCCCCACGGAGCCCAGUCUUGCUUGCCGCUGCAGCCUGGGGGUCAUUUUGCACCGAAAGUAUGUAAUUCUACAGAACGAGAGCCCACAUGCUGGGGAUGGAGGCGUCUUUAUCACGGUGCUCUGCAUAUUUUAAUCUUGGGUAGAAAGGAUGGAAAAGUAUAUGAUACCUGUGGUUUGAUGUCAGAAGGACGUUGUGAACUAGACGUGGACUGAGGAUGUUAAGGUACAACGGGCACCCCUGGCUUCAUUAAAUGAGACUUCCCCAUCUCCCUGCCAGGCACGCACAGGUGUAUGGCCACAUCUUACGUGUUAUCCUUACCUAGAGUGUGGCUUGGCGUCAUGCUUAAAGUUACAUGAUGAUAUUCUUCCUCAUAGAGUAGGUCCCAAACUACAUUCAACACAGAAAUGUACUCUUGGUAUUAUACACAGAAAGUGCUUUCAUACAGCAAGUGGGAGAGCAGUCCUAAAAUCUGGGCUGGAAUCGCAGAAGGAAGGCAUUGGAAAGCAACAGGUUCCCUAGUCCAAAGCUGGGUUUUGAUGAACCUAGAAACAGGACCAAGAGAAGUGAAUUUGCCUAAGGCCCUGACAGUGUCUCACGGUAGCAUUUGAACCUAGCAGUUUCUUGACCUAUUUCUUUAAAUGAUUAAUCAUGCUUCCUCUGAUUCCUAUAUAAACAUAUUCCUCAUUCAUUCUUUUGUUUCAGUGAAUUAUUGCAGUGCUACCACGUAACACUAUUUGAGUCAAAAUGUGGCAGUGUUUGUCCCUUUCCAAGGUUUUUAGUUGCACAGUUUUUCAAAGUUGUGCUUACAGUUUCUUGUUGGUUGCAAGGUGUCCUUUCAGAAGCCAAUUGUGUAGUGUAUUUACGUUGAUUGUUGGAGGUAGUUUGGUUAGAACCUACUUCGAGUGGCUGGCGUGGGCCUGGGGGACAGUGACAGCUGCCUGCUUCAUGGGCAGAGAUGAAGUAAUUGCUUCCUGGGAAGUACCAUCCUCCUGGCCACACUCUCCAGCCCAUUUCGUUUGUGUCGGUUUCCUGCAUCUGCACGUUUCUGGCUUCAUGUGAGUCUCAUUUAUUUCAGCAUAUGACUUCAGGCUGUGGGGAAGAAUGGCCAUUUUAGCACAGAGAUGCACACAAAGGAACAACUGGCUAAAUCAAUGGAAGAGUUAAUAGUUGAACUUCGUCUCUUUCUUGAACUCCUGGACCAUGAAUAUCUAACCUCAACUGUCAGGGAGAAAAAGGCAGUGAUAACCAACAUUCUGCUGAGGAUACAGUCAUCCAAAGGUUUUGAUGUGAAAGACCAUGCUCAGAAGCAGGAGACCGCUAGCAGCCUGCCGGCCCCUCCUCAGAUGCCCCUGCCGGAGAUCCCUCAGCCCUGGCUGCCUCCUGACAGUGGGCCUCCGCCAUUGCCAACGUCCUCCCUCCCAGAAGGUUAUUAUGAGGAAGCUGUGCCGCUGAGCCCCGGAAAAGCUCCGGAAUACAUCACAUCAAAUUAUGAUUCUGAUGCGAUGAGCAGCUCUUACGAAUCGUAUGAUGAAGAGGAGGAGGAUGGGAAGGGGAAGAAAACCCGGCACCAGUGGCCCUCCGAGGAGGCCUCCAUGGACCUGGUCAAGGACGCCAAAAUCUGCGCCUUCUUGUUGCGGAAGAAGCGGUUCGGCCAGUGGACCAAGCUGCUCUGCGUCAUCAAAGACACCAAGCUGCUGUGCUAUAAAAGUUCCAAGGACCAGCAGCCUCAGAUGGAACUGCCGCUGCAAGGCUGCAACAUUACGUACAUCCCGAAAGACAGCAAAAAGAAGAAGCACGAGCUGAAGAUAACUCAGCAGGGCACGGACCCGCUGGUGCUUGCCGUCCAGAGCAAGGAGCAGGCCGAGCAGUGGCUGAAGGUGAUCAAAGAAGCCUAUAGUGGUUGUAGUGGCCCCGCGGAUUCAGAGUGUCCUCCUCCACCGAGCUCCCCGGUGCACAAGGCGGAACUGGAGAAGAAACUGUCUUCAGAGAGACCCAGCUCGGAUGGGGAGGGCGUGGUGGAAAAUGGAAUUAGCACAUGUAAUGGAAAGGAGCAAGUGAAGAGGAAGAAAAGUUCCAAAUCCGAGGCCAAGGGCACUGUGUCGAAAGUCACAGGGAAAAAAAUCACCAAGAUCAUCAGUCUGGGAAAGAAGAAGCCAUCCACAGACGAGCAGACCUCCUCGGCUGAGGAAGACGUUCCCACGUGCGGCUAUCUGAACGUGCUCUCCAACAGCCGCUGGCGGGAGCGCUGGUGCCGAGUGAAGGAUAACAAGCUCAUUUUCCACAAGGACAGGACCGACCUGAAGACCCACAUUGUGUCUAUUCCCCUCCGUGGCUGCGAGGUGAUCCCGGGUUUGGAUUCUAAACAUCCCCUGACGUUCCGGCUGCUGCGCAAUGGCCAGGAGGUUGCAGUAUUGGAGGCAUCUUCCUCUGAGGACAUGGGCAGGUGGAUUGGGAUUUUACUCGCAGAGACGGGGUCGUCCACAGACCCGGGGGCCCUGCACUAUGACUACAUCGAUGUGGAGAUGUCUGCCAGUGUCAUUCAGACAGCCAAACAGACCUUCUGUUUCAUGAACAGGCGUGUUAUAUCUGCUAACCCAUAUCUGGGGGGCACCUCCAACGGCUAUGCCCACCCCAGCGGGACGGCGCUUCAUUACGACGACGUCCCAUGCAUCAACGGCUCGUGGGAACUGGAAGACGGCUUUCCUGCUUCCUGCAGCAGAGGCUUGGGAGAAGAGGUGCUUUAUGAUAACGCAGGCCUGUACGAUAACUUGCCGCCUCCGCAAAUCUUUGCCCGCUACUCUUCUGCUGACAGAAAGGCCUCUAGGCUAUCUGCUGACAAGCUGUCCUCUAACCAUUACAAAUACCCCGCCUCCGCUCAGUCUGUCACUAAUACCUCUUCUGUGGGGAGGGCGUCUCUCGGGCUCAACUCGCAGCUCAAGGGUAAAAAACCCCCCGUGGCAUCUAAUGGGGUCACAGGAAAAGGGAAGACUCUGAGCAGUCAGCCAAAAAAAGCGGAUCCUGCGGCUGGUGUGAAAAGGACAGCUUCGAAUGCUGCCCAGUACAAGUAUGGCAAGAACCGGGUAGAAGCAGAUGCCAAGCGGUUACAGACCAAAGAAGAGGAGCUGCUGAAGAGGAAAGAGGCCCUGCGGAAUAGGCUGGCCCAGCUCCGCAAGGAAAGAAAAGACCUUCGAGCGGCCAUUGAAGUGAACGCAGGCAGGAAGCCACAGGCGAUUCUGGAGGAGAAGCUGAAGCAGCUGGAGGAGGAGUGCCGGCAGAAGGAGGCGGAGCGCGUCAGCCUGGAGCUGGAGCUGACGGAGGUCAAGGAGAGCCUGAAGAAAGCACUGGCGGGCGGAGUCACCCUGGGGCUGGCCAUUGAGCCCAAGUCAGGAACAUCGAAUCCACAGUCUCCAGUGUUCAGGCACCGGACCCUGGAGAACUCGCCUAUCUCCAGCUGUGACACCAGUGACACCGAGGGCCCUGUGCCGGUGAACAGCGCGGCUGUCCUGAAGAAGAGCCAGGUGGCCCCGGGCAGCUCCCCCUGCCGAGGACAUGUGCUGCGGAAGGCCAAGGAAUGGGAAUUGAAGAACGGGACAUAGGGGACAGCAGGACUGCUCCAGCCUCAGAGACUGCACACCCCCUUGCCCGUGUCCUCAUCUGUGUGACGGCAGGAAGCUCUGCCCAGAGUGGCCUCAGCUGCGCGACUCCAGAGGCUUCACGACCGAGCUCUGAGGCCAGCGCCUCUCACCCAGGCCCACUUGCAUUCCUUCUACUGUAUACUGGCGCCUUUAAAAAAGAUGUACUUGUAAGACUUUGGUCCCCAACUUUUGUUAAAAAACAAAAAAAGUGAUGGAAAGGUGUUUGAAAGGAUGCUAUCAGGCAAAGUGACAUCUUCCUAACCAGUUAAGCCAUUGCCUUCACCGAUUCCAGCCCAGCCCUGGACUGAGGAUGGAUGGUUCUGUGAGCCCCCAAGUGAAACCUUCCGACGGGGAAGAGCUUGGAUCCCCGGCUGCCCCGGGCAUGAGUGUGGCUGGCGCGUGGGCACUGGGCUCGCCUCGCACACCCACCAGGAGGGCCAGGGGCUUACACAGCCCUGACGUGGACUCUGUGUCUCGGCGUACCCUCCCCACGUGCCCGUCCCCCUCGUCAUCAGAGGUAAAGGCAUGAGAAAAUCACGCUGUGAAACAUUUUUUACCUUUUAUUAUUUUUUGGACAGAUGCUUUUGUCACCAAGACAUGAAAAGCUGCCAUUCUUCUUAACCUGUUUUUUAAGAAUUUUUUUUGUUGUGUGUCACACUUAGAUCUAAGGAUUUUUCAGAGGUUCCUUAUUUUAUUAUUUGUGCUACUUUUGACAGGUAGCAGAGGGUUUUAAUACUUCACUAACAGUGUGCCCUCCUCCCCCUUGGGCUGGCAUCCCCAGCCCUUAAUCCACAUCGGAGCCGGCAGGUGCUCCUCCCACUAGGAGCCUCUGGGGGCAGGGGCUGGCUGCUCGCCACUGUACAGGACGUUUACUGCUGCGUGGGGCAGGGCAGUCCUUUGAAAGGGAAGCAAGUUCUGGAACUUGUUCCCUCAUGGAAUUAUAACAUCUUAGAGCACGAGGCAGGAAUUCCAGGGCCUCCUGCCCCUCCCUCUCCCUUCCUCCAGCUUGUCAAGUUAAACCACUAAUGCAUGGGUGGGCCUGGCCGUGCUGCCUCUCCUGAGUGGGGUGGGUGCGGGUAGGGCCCCUUUCCCAGCUUUCUUACUUGCCUUCUGUGCAAUAUCGCUUGGAGAAUUCAGAUGCCUAAGGCAUAAAGGAAAAAAAAAAAACAGAGUUCAUGGUUUGAGCUGGUAUCUGCUCCCUGGGUUUAAAAGUCAGAUUUAACUUCUUGGUCUCCCGGAGACCGCUGUCAGGAAUUCUCCAUUACGGGAAGAUGCAGUCACUGAUGACAAAAUAAGUCGCCCCUGAAAGCCUCCGCAGGCGGAUUCACGGAGACCAGUCCCAGCAGCGACCGCCCCUUCCCUGAGCAGAGAAUAGAGAGGUGUCACACUUGGUGCAAGCCUUCUGUCCAGUGUCCAGAAUGUCCUUUGUCACGCAGAGGAAGGGACGGCAGGAAAACACUGACAAGGAGUUUCCCCCAGACAUGCUUUCAGAGCGCCAGCCAUGUGGCACACGGGACUGUACAGUUAGGAUUCAUGUUGAAGGUCGUGGCCUGCAGGGGCCACGUUGGAUUACUCGAGCGGAAAAGUGGUCUCCCGUGUAUAAGAAAGUUUUACAAGAAUUGGAAGCUGCUGGAGUCCACCUGAAACUUGAAUUGAUCGCAAAGCCAUCUGCUGGGAGCGUGUUGGGUUCCUGAGCCGUCAGCCGGCGUUCCUCCUCUGACUCGCGUUCCUCCUCUGAUGCACGUUCCUCCUGGCCUAGUCCGUGGAGGCCCAUUACACCAGCAUCCGUGAUGCCAGCUUCCCACUAGGACAUCCAGGCAUGUCGGGCGGGGACGCCACACGUCUCAGGGCCAGUCCACUGCGUUGCCAUAGAGGAGCCCUCCCUCCGGUGGGGACUUCCCACCAUUGCAGGCAGCUGGGACCAGUUCGUAUCACACAGAAUGCAUUUUCUAUAAAGGUGAAAAUGUUUGCUCCCCCAUAGGUUUUUGCUGCCUUCGGGUCAGAUAGUUUCCCCAGUUGAGGCUCUUGGGCCAUUCUGAUUGGCAGCCUGCUUUGCCGAAGAGAACUGUGCGAGGUUUUGGUGGUUAGGAGGAGAAGCGGGAGAUGGCCAGCCUGAAGUCUCAGUCCUGGCCCAGCACAGGGGGGCAGCGGCGAGCCGGCAGGUGAAGCGCGAGCGGCACACGGUGUGUCACAUGGGCCUGAGCCAUCACCCGCCAGCUUCCUCACCGGGUAAGGAGGCCCCAGAACCUUAGCAGGGACUUGCCCAAGGGCACAGCUGAUUGGUGCUCGACUCCCAGCAUGCAUAUUUUGUUUUAAAAACCCAGGUUUGUAAUUCACUGCCACAACCAUAAGCCUUUUAAAGAGGAGGCAAACUUUCACGAAUCCCAUUGUGGUCCAUAGAGCCUUUCAAAAUGGGUGCCCUGGAAGGGGGCCCUGACAUUGGAUUCCCUCGAUGCCAGAUACUCCCUUGAAAUUUCGCAUUUGAUCAGAAAGUUUAAAGCAUUUACUUCAGAAUAAGUUAUUUAUUUGUAUAUGUUCAAUAAAUAGUUUUUAAUUUAUAUCUGUACAUAUUAGACACACACGAGCCAUCCUGCCAGAAUUCUGACAGUGAUCUCAUUUUAUCACCCUCCCAAAACAUGCCCCAGGAACAAGCACCCCUUGCCUCUGUGGCAGCUGCAAGUGUGUCUGAUUUCAUAAUGAAGCCAGGUUGUGGGGGCAAGAGGCCCAAAAGGCAGGCCAGGGUCCCUGGAGAAGCCAUGAUGAGGUGUGCAGAGGCCGGACAGGCAGGCCAGGGUCUCUGGAGAAGCCAUGAUGAGGUGUGCAGAGGCCCGACAGGCAGGCCAGGGUCCCCAGAGAAGCCAGGAUGAGGGAUGCAGAGGCCCGACAGGCAGGCCAGGGUCCCCGGAGAAGCCAGGAUGAGGGGUGCAGAGGCCCGACAGGCAGGCCAUGGCUCCCUCUUCCCAGAAUCUAGGGGCAACUAGGGCAAGGCCCAUCUGUCUGCAAGGCCAGUAGCUCCCUCCCUCGGCUUCCAGAGUCUGUGGCGGUUGCAGGGUAACCAGUGUGGGUCUGCUGAGUCACCCCAGGCACCAGACUUGACCCAGGAGCACGGGCCACUGUCCAUGAGACCUUCCCUUGGGGCUGGCAGGUGGCCAUUUACCAGCUGCGUCAGUCCCGUCUCGCCCUCUGUGCCUGUGCCCUGGCGUGGCCAGGCCUAACCUUCCCCUGUAUCUUACUCGUCCCAAAGUUAUUAUUGGCUAUUUCUAAAUAGACAGAACUACCCUAAAAGGUGGAGAUUUACUCCUUUUGAAAAGUCUGUUUCAAAAAGGCUGCCCUCAGCUCUGGAGGCCACCCCCAGGAAGGAGUUUGAGAUUCGUUAUCAUUAUGGCCACAAUUUGGCGCUUGUGCACGGGAUUCAAAGGGCAGUGUUGAAGCUAGGGUUAGGUAUAGGGUUGUGGGCAAAGCUCCCUUGUUUGUGGCCACCCCUUACCUUUCCAAAGAGGCUGUUAACUCACCCACUAUUUGGGGGGAUGUACAUUUUGCCCACAGACUUUGCUACCCAGGUGAGGUGCUCUGUUCAUGCACCAAACUCAUGUCAUUUGACACCAUCCAAGGAUGGGUAGCCUGUCGUGUGGCCGGUGACCCGCACCUAGAGAAAAGGCACGUCAUGCCGCAGGGCAGGGCCGACACCCUGAGCUCACAGGUGGCCCCUGCAGUCAGGUGGAUGUCCAUCCUUGAAACAGCCUCUUCUGGGAGCACAGCACUGGAGGUCUCCAGGCAUCAGGGUUGCCUGGCAGGGUGCCCUGCAGCUUACAUAAAGGUCGUGGCAAUACUUCAAUGUUAAAUUAUUGCCUUCCUCUUACUAAAAUAAUUUUCUAAUGGGAACGGUAACUUCAAGUUCAUGACAUAGUUUGAAGGAGGAUAAUUCAUUUUUUUCUGGUUGUCACUGUCUUGUCACCAUGAUGGGCUGGGUUCAUACUGUGAAAUAAACUAAAGUGAAACCAAAGCAUUCCUGCCGUAAACACGUGGCACAGCACCGUGGAAAAAGCAAAGCCACCUCUAUUCGUGAGUCCCCAAGCCAUAGCAGGCCACUCCAUCGUCUGUAAAGGGAAGGAAACUGCGCCUGGGAAGUGCUGGGCUUCAGACGCGUCCUUUUGCCCGCAGUUCAUGAAACAGUUCCAGCUCUGGUCUUCCAGAAAACCUCAACUUCACCGUGCACAAGUAUUACCCGGUCUUUUUAGUGUAGCCGUGGAAGAUACUUUCAAAAGGAGAUCUUCAGAUCGUAAUUCUUAGGGACCAAAGGUGUUUUUAAUGAGAUAAUCUUUUUGAUUUUCUAACAAGAAAGGAAAUAUUCACUUUAAAUUUUAACAUCAACUUUUAAAGGAUACUCAGAAUUAAUUGACCAUGGCGAUAGGUUGUAAAAUGUUUUCAUAUUAAGAAUGUAAUUAUUUCCUUAUUGUAUUUUUUAAAAGCUAAAGUCAUAUUUAAAAUUCUCUUUGAAAGAAACAGGCAAAGAAACAGCAAAGAUUUUUUUAAAUUAAAUAUGUUGGUAGUGCCCAUUUUAAAUGACUGUAAAUAUAUUUUCACUGUUUCUCAAUGUAUUUAAUUCAUAAAGUAAACAUUUUAUGAAAAGCAACUUGCAAGGAAAAUCCUAGUUUUCAGUGCACUCGCCCCAUUUUGUAGUAGCUUCACUGAAUUUCCUGCUUUCCUGGUUGAUUUUUCUACUGUUUCACGUGGUGUAACCCUAGACUGGCGCCCUUGGCGUGCACCUUUGUGUAUGAAUAAACUUCUCUCCGCGA